AUGUUUCCCAUCAUUAUUAGUUUCUUUGUUCAUAUUGCAUUUUUAGUAUCUGUAUUUGGUAUUUAUUUCAAAUCGCCAGUAGUUCAUGACAUUAUACCACAGUCCAGUCCUCUAGAAGCUCUUGCACGCAGGCUUGUUUUAAUGGUUGCUGAUGGUUUACAUGCUGAUUCCUUUUUGGGGGCAGAUGAUUUAUUUAAAGCAAAUGCCUUGCACUUCAGGUAUGUAAUUGAGGAGAGGGGAGCAUGGGGUGUCUCUCAUACCAGAGUACCAACAGAAUCACGCCCUGGACAUGUGGCAUUAUUUGCUGGAUUAUAUGAGGACCCAUCUGCUGUAGCCAAGGGUUGGAAAGACAAUCCAGUAGAAUUUGACUCUGUUUUCAGUGAAAGUCGGAACACAUGGUCCUGGGGAAGUCCUGACAUACUUCCCAUGUUUGUCAAAGGUGCAAGUGGAAACCAUGUUUAUAUAGACAUGUAUGGCUCUGAAGUUGAAGAUUACUCUGGAAGAAGAUCCACAACAAGGCUUGAUACAUGGGUGUUCAGGAAGGUUGAGGAAUUUCUGAACCAUGCCAAGACAGAUGCUGUUCUUAAUUAAAAGCUUAAUCAAGAUAAAAUUGUAUUUUUCCUACAUCUUCUUGGACUUGAUACAGCUUUUCAUACACAUAAACCAUAUUCAGUAGAAUACAAGGAGAACAUAAGAGUUGUUAAUGCAGGAAUCAAGAGAAUUGAGGAAAUGAUCGAAGAGUUUUAUCAACAUGACAAGAAGACAGCUUACGUAUUCACAUCUGAUCAUGGCAUGACAGACUGGGGUUCCCAUGGAUCAGGUGCUAAGAGUGAGACAGAGACACCCUUGGUUGCCUGGGGUGCAGGUGUGAGAGGACCCUGACUGACUACAAGCACUGAACCUUCCAGUCCAGCUUCCUGGAGACUGGGACAUUUGUCUCGCAGUGAUGUCAGUCAGGCAGAUGUUGCACAAAUAAUGGCAAGCCUGAUCGAAGUCCCUGUGCCAGUCAAUUCUGUGGUGUGUCUUGGUCUCUUAAUUGACAAAAUGUUUUAAUGGCUCUUAUAUUUUUUUUCAGUUCAUGGGUUACUUAAUAAUGCUCUCAGUAUUGAGAUUAUAUAGUGUCAGAUCAUAGGACGAUAGAUGAAUGAUAAACUGGAAAAGAUUUGGAAGGAAGGAAUAUAGCCUAAUCGAGGGUACUAUCCAAGAAUUUGCUUGGCGGGAAUGAAGAAAAUCACAAAAAGCCUUAGUUGGGGCGGCUGGUAUACCAGCCAGAUUAAGAGUGAUCACCUUCCGAAUACAAGUCUAGAACAUUAUCAUGAGACCAGCCUGUUUGGUAGCAAAUGUGUAUUAAUGCUUUCCCUAUCAAUGAACUGAUCAUAUUUCUUCUUGGCCUAUUUUGGUUUGUGUGUAGAGGUCAGAUUUCUAUUGCAUGUAAUUUAUAUAGAGAUAUUCUAGAACCAUACAAAAUAAUUGAUUUUCAACAUUUUCUGCUUCUUACUUCGGAUGAAAGUCUGUCUUUGGUUAUUCAGUUUUAAUGAAACCAGCUGUGAUAUAUGAAUGUGAGCUACAUGCAUGACUGAAAAGGACCAACUUAUGUUGACUGAAUUGUCAUACUGUAGGUUUUUUCUUUAUAUGAACAGAUCAGAUGUCUUGACAUAAAAAUGCUUUGUUCAUUCAUAUACUGUUAAAGUCACGGUUGGCUUUGAAAUAAUUAUUUUUGGAUAUAAAGCUGUAUAUGCCUUAGAGGCAGAGUGGGCAUUCUGACUGAAGAGGAAAGACCCUGUUCCUGCCAGGUAUUGAAGCCAGGAAAUUUCGUUGUAUCUGUGAAAUGGUCCUCUUGUAGGGAACUUCCACGAGACUACCUGGAAGUCACAGAACAUCACCCGUCUGAAUUAAUGUUUUCCAAUGCUCAUCAGAAGGUUGCACGGUACAAGAAACGAGAGCUGACUGAGGCUGGAAGUUUAUCAUGGAUAUAUAAAGAAUUCUCAGUUCUGAACCAAAGCAAAGAGACCAAACUUACUGAUCAAAUCUGUUCUCACAUUAGAGCUAAAAGAUACACUGAAUCCAUAAGUACGUUUUUGUCAUUUUUAUGUGUCUAGAAAUACAAAACAUUUCU
This is a messenger RNA of Cryptotermes secundus, 2116 nucleotides long. Its product is annotated as GPI ethanolamine phosphate transferase 1. The record is from RefSeq and is a predicted model, not a curated record. Lineage: Eukaryota; Metazoa; Arthropoda; Insecta; Blattodea; Kalotermitidae. Gene Ontology annotation, biological process: GPI anchor biosynthetic process. Gene Ontology annotation, cellular component: endoplasmic reticulum membrane. The transcript has 6 exons. Gene Ontology annotation, molecular function: mannose-ethanolamine phosphotransferase activity.